Molecule: messenger RNA, 4494 nt
Organism: Closterium sp. Naga37s-1
Lineage: Eukaryota; Viridiplantae; Streptophyta; Zygnematophyceae; Desmidiales; Closteriaceae
Source: the annotation of a GenBank genome assembly
AUGAAGGAGGGGAAAAAGGACGGCAGCAGGAAGAAGGAUGGCCAUGGCAUUGCGGCUGGCCUGCGUCAUCUUAUGCUGCCGCCCACCCCAACUUUCCACGCCCAUGAGCAGGGGAGGGAGCAGAAGCAGCAGCAGCAGCAGCAGCAGCAGCAGCACCAGCAGCUGCAGCAACAGCAACAGCAGCAGCAGCAGCAGCAGCAGCUGCAGCAGCAACAGCAACAGCAGCAGCAGCAGCAGCAGCAGCAGCAGCAGCAGCACCAGCAGCUGCAGCAACAGCAACAGCAGCAGCAGCAGCAGCAGCUGCAGCAGCAGCAGCAACAGCAGCAGCAGCAGCAGCAGCAGCUGCAGCAGCAGCAACAGCAAGCGGGGUUCUCCCUUCCCCCCGGACACACAUUCAGUUGGGGGAGCAAGGGGGGUUUUAGGGAGAUGCAAGAGGGUGAUUAUAGUGAAGGGAAGACCGGGGGGGACGAGCGGCGAGGGGGUGAGAGCAGAAAAGAAGCUGGGGUGGAGGCUGGAAGGGAGGAAGAGGUAGAGUUGGCAGGGGAGGGAGGGAAUAACGUUACUGGGGAGCAGAGGAGGGUGGAGGUGGGUGUAAGGGGAGCAGGAGGGGCGAGAGAGGAGGAGGAUAGGGGGAGUGAGGGAGAGGUAAAAGAAGGAUUAGUAGGAGUGAAAAGUGAGGAGGAUAGGGGGAGCGAGGGAGGGGAGAAGAUCAGAGAGGGGAAAGAAGAGGAGGUGGGGGUGGGGUUGGGGAUGGGAGCUAUGGGAGGGGUGAAGGGGGGAGCAGUGGUGGGAGAGGAAUCAGAUGAGGCAAGGGAAGGAGAGGUGAGUGCCUGUGGGGGAAGAAUUGGAAGAGAAUAUGAAAAGGAGGAUGGGGGGAAGGAGACGAAAGAGGCGGCAGAGGGUGAGAAAAAUGACGACGAGGAGGAGAGCGAAGAGGAGAGUGAACAGUAUAAUGAGGAAGGUGAGGUGGAAGAGGAGAGUGAGGAGGAAACGGAGAGUGAGGAGGAAACGGAGAGUGAGGAGGAAAAGGAGAGUGAGGAGGAAUGGGGUGAGGAAGGAGAGGAAAGCGAGGAAGAACGGGAGGAGGAGGAGAGUGAAGAGGAAGAGGAGAAAGAGGGUGUGAACGAGAGUGUUAAGGAUGGAGAGAGUGUGCAAGGGAGUGUAGGAGGAGGAAAAGAUGGAGAGAGGAGGAGUGAAACUGAGAGGGAGGGAAGAAACGAGGAAAGUGGGGAGGAGAAUGAGGAGAGUGAGGAGGAGAGUGAGGAGGCUCGGAAGCUUCUGGAGGAGAUAAGGAGUGCGGUGAGGAGGAAGAUGCACAAGGAAGGGAAGCUUCCUCUGAACCUCGCUUCUGCUGCCGCCGCUGGUACUUCUGAUGCUACUGCUGCCACUGGUGCUACUGUUACUGCUGCUACUGCCACUGCUGCUACUGUUCCUGCUGUUACUGCCACUGGUGCUACUGUUCCUGCUGUUACUGCCACUGGUGCUACUGUUACUGCUGUUACUGCCGCUGCUGCUACUGUUACCGCUACUGCUGCCACUGCUACUGCUAUUGCUGGGAGCGAUAGUUCUACAGCUGCUGCAGACCCUACAGGAGCUCCUUCUCUCUCUCCGCUUCCCCUUCUUCCCUCUCCCUCCCGCUCUCCUCUUCCUCCUCACACGUUCCCCCCUCUUCCUUCUCCUCCCCGCCCUCCUCUUCCCCCGCGUCCUUGUCCUCCCCUCUCCUCUCUCUCCCCUCUUCCCUCUCCUGCACGUUCUUCCCUUCUUCCUGCCACCCCACCAGGAAUGGGAACACCUGGCGGCUUCCCACCUGGCGGCUUCCCACCUGGCGGCUUCCCACCUGGCAGCUUCCCACCUGGCGGCUUCCCACCGCGGGCACCUUCUGCGUCAACUCAAAAGUCGACUUUUGAGGCGCCUCAAAAGCCGCCAGUAAUGGGAACACUGCAAGCACCUUCUGCGUCAACUCGAAAGUCGCCUCAAGAGUCUCCCCUUCUCCCUGCUGCUCCCCUUGUUAUGGGAGUGCCAGAUUCUCCGCUAAGCAGGGCCCGAAGCACACCUAGUCUGGCCAGUGCAGCUAGCGAAGGCGGUUAUAAGGGGGAUGGUGAGGAUGCUGCUGGUGAGAGCGCUUAUAAGGGGUAUGGUACGGCCGCUGCUGGUCAGGGAUCGUGGUGGGGAAGAAAAGCGGCAGGAGGAGAGGCAGCAACUGCAGGAACAGUCACAGGAGCAGCAGCAGCAGGAGCAGCAGGAGCAAUAGCAACAGCAACUGCAGCAGCAACAGUAGCAGCAGGAGCAGCAGCAGCAGCAACAGCAGGAGCAGCAGCAGCAGCAGUAGCAGCAGUAGCAGCAGGAGCAGUCGCAAUGGCUGGUGGUGGUGCGUUCGAGUCCACCCAUUCUUUUGCGUCAGCAACAACAGCAGCUGCUGCUGCUGGUAAUUUCCAAUUGAUCCAGAGUAAAGCAGCAACGGGGGCUGCUGCAGCAGCAGUUGAUUCUGGGAGUGGGGGAGUGGGAGGAUUGGGGGGAGUGGAGGGUUGGGUGGGAGAGGGAAGCGGGGGAGUGGGAGGAUUGGGGGAAGUGGAGGGUUGGGGGGAAGCGGGAGGAUCGGGGGAAGUGGAGGGUUUGGGGAGAGCGGUAGGUACCAAAUGUGCUGCUGAUGGCAAGAAAGGGAGGAAGGGCAGCGAGGGUCAUGGGUUUACUGGAGAGGAAUGGCGGGGUGAAUUGGAUGGGGAAGGGGAAGGGGAGGAGGAGGAGGGGUUAGAGGAGGAGGAGGAGGAGGAGGAGGAGGAGGAGGAGGAGGAGGAGGAGGAGGAGGAGGAGGAGGAGGAGGAGGAGGUGCCGUUGGUGCAGCUGCUACGGUCGAGAACUAUCGGGUCGGGAUAUUCAUGCAGAGUGCUCGAUUUGGAAUCGAUUGGUGCUGCUGCUGCUGCUGCUGCUGCUGCUGCUGCUGCUGCUGCUGCUGCUGAUGUUGCCGGCACAGCGUAUCUUGAUGAUGAUGAUGAUGGUGAUGGCGAUGGUGAUGGUGAUGGUGAUGGUGGUACGGUUUGUGGUGCUGAUGAUGGUGCUGCUGGUGCUUUUGCUGGUGGUGGUGAUGUAUCAGAGGAGAGCGAGCACAAGGCAGGCAGCAGCAGGCACAAGGGGGCAACGAAACCGGCAAAGAAAAGGAAGGAGGCGAAAGGGAGGAAGGAGAGCGAGGGUGAGGGGGACAGUGCUGAGGGGGACAAGGUUAAAGAAGUUGGAAAGAAGGGGAGGAUAUCUGGGAAGAAGAAGAAGAAGGAGAAGGAGAAGGAGAAGGAGAAGGCAGGAGGAAGAGAAGCCAAUGAAGCACAUAUGCUGAAUCCACGCGAGAGAGUGGUGAACGAGGGAGUGGGUGGGGUGAGUGAGCUAGUGGGUGAGGGGGUGAGUGGGGGGGUGAAGGAGAAGAGGAAGCAGAAGAAGGAUGGGAGCAGGACCAAGGCUCAGAAGGGUGAAGAAUCUGAGGAGGUUGGAGGGGCAAAGAAGGUUGAUGAGGUGUGUGAGGAGGUUGGGGAGGGGAAGGAGCGAAGGCUUAAAGGCCCAACCAUUGUUCAGCCACAGGAGCUUCACUUGCAGGCAACAAGCAACAACGGUGAGGGUGCCUUGUUGUUAGCCGGUCCUGUAGGGUUGGAUGCAGGGAAGCGUUGGGGCAGCAGUAGGGCUUUAAGAGUGGCCAUUCCUUUGGAUAUUCCUCACGAUGAAGAUGAAGAAGAGGAGGAGGAAGAGGAGGAAGAGGAGGGGGAGAGGGAGAGGGAGAGCGGUGAUUAUAUCAAGCGUGCGCUCUUACAACGUGGUGCUAUGUCCGCACGUGACUAUAUGGGGCGCUCAUCGUUCAAACCAGCAGCUGUUUCCGCAGCGGGAGGAGCACGGGCGCUGCCGGCCCUGACACCAGGCCCAGCAGCCAAUAGGAAGCUGCCACGUGGCGUGUCCCCCAAGCCAAUCAUGACACCCGAAGCCCUUGCAGCGUACUAUGAGAAAUCUGGAACCCCGGCCAAUCAGAUAACCCCUCGCAUGGGAGCAGGGUUUGGGUCAAAGACCGGGAAAGGGAUUGGGAGCAGGAGUGGCUGGGGCAGGAAAACCCCUGGUUCUUGUUCUGCUGCUGGUUCUUGUUCUGCUGCUGGUUCUUGUUCUGCUGCUGGUUCUUGUGUUGCUGCUGGUUCUUGUUCUGCUGCUGGUUCUUGUUCUGCUGCUGGUUCUUGUUCUGCUGCUGGUUCUGGUGCUGCAGCUUCAGAUACGUCUCAAAAGACCCCUGGUGCUGCUUCUAAUGCUGUUGUUGGUGCUGCUUCUAAACUUGCUGUUUCAUCCAGUAAGACCCCUAAGUGGAUCUCCAGGGGAGUUUCAGGGGAAGGUUUUGGAAGAGGGCUUGAUGGAGCAUUAGAAGGGGGGUUGUUAGGGGGCUUUGAAGGGUGGGGUGAAGGGGAGGUGGAUGCGGGGGGUGAAGGGUGGGACUCCUCCCUCCGGCACACCUCCUUCCAUCACCCCUCCUAG